AUGGAUGAUUUACCUGACGACAAGGCAAGUCUUUCUGGUCGAGACUCGAACGAGUUCCAGGGUGGCGUGCAACGAGUAAGAGCGAUUACAUCGGCAUGGUCGACCAAGACGCUCAUUCUCAUGUUCAUUCUGCUCUACCUUGUGUCCUUCGUAGAUGCACUACUAAGCUCAGUCGAAACCGCACUGAACCCCUACAUAACAUCCUCAUUCCACAAACAUGGCCUCUUGACAGUCGUCAGCGUCGUUUCAACCAUCCUGGGCGGUUCAUCCAAGUUAACACUAGCCAAGAUCAUCGACAUAUGGGGCCGCGUGGAGGGAUUCCUAAUUAUGCUAGUUCUCGUUACGAUCGGUCUAAUCAUGAAGGCUACGUGCAAGAGUAUGGAAAUGUACACCGCAGCACACACUCUAUACUGGGUAGGCCACAUAGGCCUGACCUACGUUGUGGAAAUCAUGCUGGCGGACAUGACCUCACUCAAGAACCGGAUGGUCAUGAUCGGCCUGAACGGUACACCCGGUAUCGCUAGUACCUUUGCAGGCCCGGAGAUUGCCACACUCUUCUACACCAACCUCGACUUCCAUUGGGCAUUUGGUUCGUUUGCUAUCAUGCAGGUUGGGGUUUGUAUACCUGUCGCUGCGGUGAUGCUGUUUAUGCAACGUCGGGCUGAAAAGAGCGGUACUCUUGAGAAGACUCGUUCUGGACGUUCCUGGUGGCAGUCAAUCGCGCAUUAUCUCAUCGAGUUUGAUGUUGUCGGGAUCAUCUUGAUCACAGCCGCAUUCUCUUUAAUCCUGAUCCCGUUCAGCAUCGCCUCCUACGGCCCUAAGGGGUGGGCGAGCGGAUACAUCAUCGCGAUGGAGGUCCUCGGUGUAGCGUGCGUGCCCGCAUUCUACAUCUGGGAACGAUACUGUUCACCGGUGCAAUUCCUCCCGUGGAAGUAUCUGAAAGAACCAACAAUGAUUGGUUCGUGCAUGCUGUACGGCGUGAUGUUCGUCUCCUGCUUUACCUGGAACAGCUACUUCGGCUCAUACCUACAAGUCGUCAACAGACUCGACAUCACAACAGCCAACUACGUGCUCAACGCUUUCUCUCUGACCUCUUUCAUCUUCAGCCCCAUCUUCGGCCUAAUAAUAAGCUGGACCGGCGACUUCAAAUGGACCGCCAUGGCUGGCGUACCAAUCUUCUGCCUAGGAACAGCUCUGCUAGUCCCGUUCCGCGCGCCAGACACACACGUGGGGCUACUAACAAUGAUCCAAAUCCUCGUGGGACUCGGCAGCUGUCUGUUCACUGUGUGCGGACAGAUAGCGAUAAUGGCGAUGGUAACGCACCAAGAGAUCGCAGUUGUAAUGGCGAUCUGGGGAUUAUUUGGGUCGAUUGGAGCGGCGGUGGGAUCUGCCAUCGCAGGCGGGAUGUGGAAUAAUAUCCUCGAGAAAGAGUUGUAUAACCGGCUGCCGCAGGAGAGCAAGCACCUUUCGAAGAGUAUCUUUGCCAGUUUGGUGACGCAGAUUUCGUACGCGGAUGGGACGAAGGAGCGCGAUGCUAUUGUUGGGGCUUAUGCUGAUGUUCAGAGGAAGAUGGCGAUUGUUGGGGUUUGUUUUGUGCCGCUUUGUAUUCUUUGUACUUGGUUUUGGAGGAAUGUCAAUGUUAAGAAGUUGGAAAAGGAGCAGACGGCUGGGAAUGUGUGGUAG
Penicillium roqueforti is the source of this 1683-nucleotide messenger RNA. RefSeq lists its product as uncharacterized. Gene Ontology annotation, biological process: transmembrane transport. The record is from RefSeq and is a predicted model, not a curated record. Bases 1 to 1683 code for a protein of 560 amino acids. The transcript has 5 exons. Lineage: Eukaryota; Fungi; Ascomycota; Eurotiomycetes; Eurotiales; Aspergillaceae. Gene Ontology annotation, molecular function: transmembrane transporter activity.